Molecule: messenger RNA, 2397 nt
Organism: Prunus armeniaca (apricot)
Lineage: Eukaryota; Viridiplantae; Streptophyta; Magnoliopsida; Rosales; Rosaceae
Source: the annotation of a GenBank genome assembly
AUGGAGGACAUGGACAUCGAUCAGGUAGUGGAUGUACCUGACACGCCUGAUAGAUUAGCUUCCAGACACAUUACUGGCAGGGAAUCUGUUGGUAAAGUCUGUAAUUCACCAUUAGCUUGUGACUUGAGUAAUCCAGAUGUUGUGGAUGAAAACUAUGUGAAUGGACCGAAGGUCAGGGGAAGGUUCGUCAGUGAAAAUGGGCAUAAUAGAAGAAUUGUUAUACAUCCUCCAAGAAAUCUUAGCAAUCUUGAUAUUAAGAGUUGCAGCAACUCAAAUGUUGAUAAUUCAUCUGCUUCCCAUAAUGCUCACAUCUUUCGGAGAGCAACAGUGGGCAAAAGCUCCAGUCGUGAAGCCAAAUAUUCUACUGGAAUUGAAAAUAUGGAUGAAGGAAAGGCUAUGACCAUCAAAGUUCCUUCUAAAUCAUCUUCUUGCCAUGAAAACGCUAAAUUUUUUGAUUUAACCAAACACAAUGGUCACACCCAAUUAACGAAAAAGGUUUUUCCACAUGUUGAAUUGGAAGAUCAUGUUGCUGAAGACACAAGAAAAGGGCAAGUUGCGUCAAUUGGCAGUUCUUCUGUAGAUUGCAUUUCAAGUCAUGCGGAGAGAUCCAGAAAUGCUCCCAAGGGGAAAGAAAAAAUAGAUGAUAAUACAAAGGGUUUUGGGUUAGCUGUGGCUCUUGACAAGGGGGUUGGUCUGUCCAUUGAUCCUGAACUUAAAAUGGGGCAACAAAUGCCCGUUCCUCUUCAUUCUGUUAUGCAGCCAAGAGUCAGUGGCCAAAAAAGGUUGGUACGAAAUGGGUGUAUUUCCCCCCAUAAUAUAGCAACAAGGACUAAACAGUUAGCUGAACAGCGUAGCAAUUGUUCCAAGGAUAUUGAACAAAGUCACACAGGAAAUGCAGAUUCCAAUGGUUCACCAUAUGUCAUAGACAUAAAUGACAUAGUUACUGAAGGAAAUAAUAGUGAAAGACUGAAAGGGAAAGGGAAAGGUGUAAUAAUUCAUUCUCCUACACCUAAGGCGAAUAAUGCAAGAAUUAUUCGUACAUCAGGCAGCAGUCUUGUGAAUAAUAAUAAAGAAGCUAAUGGAAUAAGGGAUGUCAGUAGCAAUAUUUCUGGACGCUCUGAAGGACUAGGUGGCUGGAGAACUACACGUAAUCGUUCAAGUCAAAUAGAUUAUUUCUUGCCUGAUUCCACUGAGCCUCUUCCCAGGAGAACUAAUGGUGUUGGGAACUUUGUCAAUCAACAUCAAAACAGAGUAGAGAGGAGAGAUACCAGGAGUCGAGGAAAUCGAAGGACUGAAGAUGAUGUGGCAGAAGAACUGAAUGCAGCUCAAAAAGCUUCUGGACUUGUGUCUGAGCUGGACCGGAUACCUGGGUCAUGUCAUGCAGCAAAGACAGUUACUAAAAGGCAGAGGAAACAGGGAUUAAGUUUGGGAAAUCAUGCUGAAUGCUCUACAUCGGUGUCCGGGGACUCAGAUAUUGCUUUUCUUGGUUCAUCUGAAAAUUCAAAAUCAUCUAGGAUCCAGAGACCUCAAUUUCAGGGAAUGUCAAGUCGAGUUAUUGAGGUUGAUGACUUAUCACCUGCUGCAGGGCACUCUGUGCCCCAAAGUAUUGAUUCCAUUAAUGAUGAUUCCAAUGCUAGGGCAAGACAACUAGAAGCAGAUGAGAUAUUGGCUCGUGAACUCCAGGAGCAAUUAUAUCAUGAGGUGCCUAUCAGUGGAGGUGGCGAGCAGAUUGAUGAACAUCUGGCGUGGGCACUGCAGCAGGAGGAGAAUGCUUCAAAUACUUCUAGAGGAAGUCACAAUUUAUCACAUCGUAGAGGCUCAACAAUCUUGCAUUCGAAUAGACAAUCACGGCCAGAGUCUUUUCAAAAUCAUUCCAAUAGGAGAGGAACCCAGGCUCGAGUUGCUACCUCAUCUAGAAUGGCACAGUUAAGGACUCGCUUUCGCAACCAGUCUCCUAGAGUAUCAACUAGAGGAAGAAAUAUGCGAUUUCCUUUGGACAUGGAUCUAGACAUGAGACUUAAUAUAUUAGAAGCUAUAGAGGCAGCAUUUGACGACCUUGGUGAGGUGGGACUGGAUAAUCGCAUGCUUCGAGUUCAGAGGGAUUUUAAUGACAAUGACUAUGAGAUGUUGUUGGCACUCGAUGAUAAUAAUCAUCAGCAUGCUGGUGCAACAGUUCAUCAAAUUAAUAAUUUGCCACAAUCUACAGUACAGAGUGAUGCCUCAGAAGAAGCCUGUGCAAUUUGUCUUGAAACUCCAACAAUUGGAGAAACAGUUCGCCAUCUUCCUUGCUUGCACAGAUUUCACAAAGAUAAUAAAGGCUGCAGGCUUUCAUUACUGGAUAGAUGCGCAGUCGACUUGUGGUUCUUGGGAUGCCCUGCACAGGUGAAGGUUGGGUAG